GGGGCGGAAGCGCAGGUCCAUCCAGCGCAUGCGAGGAGCGCUUCUGGGCUUUCAUUGCCAAGGCAACCGAGUGGAGUCUUUCUCCCAGGCAGAGUGGCCUUUCUUUCUGUGAUAAGUUCCCAAUGGCUCCAAAACGUCCCAAGAGCGGCAGCGGCGGCACCGCCACUACCCCUGCGCCACCGGGAGCUGGUUCCAAGAGCUGGGAUUCUGCGCUAGUGUCUGCCCGCUUGGAGGAGGAAAAUUGGAUUCCCAGUAUUGCGUUGGUUAUUGGGAGCCAAGCGGAGGAUGAACUUCACACAAAAGCUCUGUCUCUUGCUGUGCAGGUGCCGCUGCGGAAGCUCUUCAGUGUGGUGUCUUGGGAAGGAAUCUUAGCACAGAUCAUGGAAGCUGGAGAUGUAAAAGCAAAGAAGACCAAAGAAAAAGAAACACCUCUGUACUAUGAAGUGAUAGAGGCAGCAAAAGGCAUUAUUGAUACUGGAGAACCACUUCCUGUAACUCUGAUUGGAAAAUUAAUUAAAUAUCAGAUGCUUUGCAUCAAACAGAAGGACCUGCAGAGAAGGGCUGCUGAAAAGAAGGCAACCGAGGACCAGGAAAAGGAGAAAGAAGACAGGGGAAAGGGGAAAGGGAAACCUGGUGGCAAAAAGGAGAAAUCUGCCACUGCCAAGGCUGGCGGAAAAGGAGGGAAAGGAAAGAAGGCACCUGACUCCCCAAGUGUGUCAGCCAUUAAAAAGGACACCAAGCUUAAACGACGUGGAGAAGAUGAUGAUCUUGAUAAAUACAUUGAUGAUGAACCAGAUGAUGGUGCUCAGUAUUAUUUCAUUGUUUGUGGUUUCCACUACCCUCAACUUUUGCCUGUGCUAUCCGAUCUUGGGAUCAAUGUUGGAAGUGUCAUUAAGAUUUCUUCUGACAAUUAUGAGCCACUCCACACCUACCUGGAAGAUGUAGCUCUGCAGGAAGAACCAUUUCUUGCACCAGAAGUUGCAGAAGCUGAAAGCAAGAAGAAAGAAAAGGCUGCUAAGGACCUGAAAAACUUCUGGAAAUACUUGGAACCAAUUCUGAACAGUGGGAAACCAGGAUCAAAUCUUUUUCAGAUUGCCCGACUCCAUCACACAGUUCAGGAAUCUACCUUUCCUGCUGACUGGAGUAACAUUGACAUGUUGCUUGAAUUUGGAACUGACCUCUUUGAAAGUGUGGCAUGUUUGAUGUAUGAUUGCCUGGAUUGGAAAAGACAGCAUCAGCACUACCUGAAAUCUACCAGAUUUAUUAAUGUUCCCGUAGUAGAAAAGAAGAGCAAAUCAGCAGCUGAGGUACAACCUGCUGCUCCAACUACUCCUUCAAGGAAAAAACAGGCUGCAGAAGAGCCUGUUGUACCAGUUUUAACAACAGAUGUAGACAUGAGGUAUUACAAUGACCUCUUGAACUCAAUCCCUGAUGAGGUUGUUUCUGUUGCCCUGAUACUGAAUUGCAUGUUGCAACAGGUUGUUGCAUCAGAAGAAAAUCUUACACCACCAAGUUUGGUUGUUCCAGAGCCACGUGAAGACGGGCUAGAUCAUACCAUUGCCAGUCACAUUGUGUCAAUCUUGCCUUCUCUUGCUCUUCCUGAGAGUGAAAAAAAGAAUCUUUACAACUCCUUUUAUCCUGAAAAUGAAGAAAAGAUGAUGGGUCAGAGAUGGCCUCUUAUAUUGAACUAUCAUGAUACUCUGUCUCAGAAGCUGUGCUUCCUAAAGAUACAAGAUGGUUUAGAUCCAGCAAAGGUUGAAGACGAAAUGAUGUACAAGCUACCUCUGAUGGAUCUUCUUAAAUUUCCUCUUCCGCCACCUGGAAACAAUACCAGACGUCUUGCCAGGAUUCAUGAACUCAUGCACUAUUGUACUACUGAACACAUGAACUGGGCUGAAGUAGAACGAGCUUUUAAAGUGUUUACAUUUGAAAGUCUGAGGCUGACUGGGGUGAAUGACUCUGGACUUCUGGAAGGCUGUGGCACAAUGCUUGGUGGUGAUUAUGAGGUGUCUUAUAUCCCAUGGGAUAAUCCUGCUAGGUUUGCUAGACAACUGAGACAACAAUUAAUUGAUAAAAAGGUAUCACAAGAAGAGAAUCUGAGCAGAUCAGGGCUUUACCACGAUAAGGGGUUUUAUAGUCGACAAUUUUUUCCUUUUUUAUUGGAGGGCAGUGCUCAGAGACCAUCAGGACCUUGCAAUUCAGAUUGGAUUGCUGAUGGUCAGGGGAAUGGUCUGAUCAGUUCUGUUGAAAAUAAGAUAAAUUCAGAUACAGAAUUAGCAGCCAUACAGGAGACGCAGCAGCGGUGUUUAAAAGACUGGAGUUUUGCUGAACAUUUUCAACCACAUCUUCUCUUCCAGGUUCUUCACAAUGCAACCCAGGAUUACAAGUGCAUUGAUUCUUAUUAUCACACUCAAGAUAACUCUUUGUUGAUAGUCCUUCACAAUCCCAUGAACCAACGUCGUCAGUUUCAAGAAUCCUGGAAUGUUGCAUUGCAUUCUGAUGUUGGAUUCAGGAAUUACCUGGAAUUGGUGGCUAGCUCCAUCGAUGAAUGGAUUCUAAGAGAAGAAACCAAAUAUCAGGAAGAAAAAAUGGCUAAAGAACUAGAAGCACUUAGGUUAGCUAAAGAGAUGGCAGAAAAAGUGCCUGAAGUCAAGUCCCCGCCUACUGGGAAAAAAGGUGCUGGAUCAAAGAAAUCCAAAAGUCCUACCAAAAGUAAAGUCGAUGUUUCUCCAGAACCUUCAGUUGAGAAUGGAAAAAAUGUUUUUGUCAGAGAUGACUCUCUCAAGGCUUGGAAGGAAGAGCAGGAGCGGCUCUUAGAGGAAGAGCGGUUGAAAGAAUUAAAAAAAGCUGAGAAGAAGGAAAAAGCCGGUAGCAAAAAAAAGGGCCAGAGUAAGGAGCCAUCAGCCUCUGAUGAAGGAAAGCCAUCCAAAAAGAAACCUUCCAAAGAUAAAAGUAAAUCACCAUCUAAAUCGCCAGAGUCGGCUAAAUCACCAGAACCUGAAGAUCAUGGAAAACUGCACAAGCAAAGUAAACAGAAUAUCCCUCCUCUACCACCAGAGAAAGAGUAUGAGUUUCUUGGAUACAACAUGGGUGAGAAUCCUAUUCAAGUUGCAGGGACUAUCCAAUAUCUAUUCCCCUCUGAUGGAGGACAAAUCCAGGCAGAAAAGAUAACAUUUGAAAAAGGGACAACUUUGGUCAAAGUGAAGGUGAUAAAGGACAAUCACAGUUUCUUCGUUCAUAUCAUAGACCCCCAGGAAUGCAAAAAAAAAAGUAAAACUAAACAAGAAAGUGGUGAAUCCCCAGAAGAACAAGAGACUGAGCCAGAAAUACCAGUAAAUCAAAGGAAAGCUGUGAGCAAGUUUGGAUCAUUUUCUGCAACCUUAGAAAAUGGCAUCCAUAUUUCCUUUAGCUGCUAUGGAGCUUCAGGAAAAGCAGCAGAUGAAAAGGAUCCUAACCUAGCAACCAUUUUGUCUAUCCCUUCCAUACAUGUGCCUGCUUCUGCUCUGGUUUCCUCAGCUGCAACUGUUUCUACUGCAGGAAAGGCCAAGCCUGCUAAAGAAAAAUCAGCCAAAUCCUUACCAUCUGCCAAGUUGAGUUCCCGUCUCACAGUGACUGGAUCACCAGAAGACUCUUCAAAGCAAGAUGAGAAAAAGGUAGAAGUAGAUGAAUUGAUCCAAACACAAGCUAUUCCAGAUCCCCGUGUUUUCAGUAAUUUGAAUGUGUCCUGCCCCAAUGGAUUGGUACUAACCUUUCUUGGUCAAAAAUUCACAGGUGAAGAAAUGGAAAACAAGGCCAAGAACGAAGAUGAGGAAAGCAAAAUAGAUGAGACUAAAUUGGAUGAGGUCAAGGUGGAUGAAAUUAAGACUCAAGAAGCCAAAGAAGAACAAAUGAAAGCCAAUGAGGUCAUAGCAAGCAAGGCCAAAGCAAAUGGAGACAAGGCAGAUGAAGCCAAAACCCCUGAUGUAUCUAUGGUGGACAGUGCCAUAAGGAAUGAGUCCAAUGAAGGCAAAGCUGAGGUUGAAACAGAGGACAGUGGGAACAAGAACAAGGAGUCUAGUUUUGAGAUACUUACUAAGCAGAGUUAUCCGCAAAGAGUGAAGCAUUCACAGCUGCAAAAAUCAGUGAAGAACCCAGUAGAGCAAGAAGUGUCUAGAGUUACUACCAGACAAGGAACUGUUAUAAAAUACAUGUUGGAUGGAUCCACUCAGAUACUGUUUGCUGAUGGUACAGUGAUCAGGAGUCCUGAUUCUGGCCCUGUUAUACCACCUCCACCUGCUCCAAGUACACCACAUACAGAGGUCACACCUCCUCCUGAAACAACCACCAAGAAAACCAAGAAAAGUAUCAAGGGUGUUCUAGCAGCAAAAACUGAAACAACUGAAGCAGUUACUCAAGAUCACCUGUCGGAUACAGAACAAUCCCCAGAUGCCCUGGCAGGCACCUGGAUAACCACUACCCCAUUAGGCAUUCAAGUAGGCACCAAGGGAUUAGAGAGACUGGAUCUGAAGCCACUGUUAGCCUAUCAAGCCACUGAUCCAGUUAACGGAACGGUGAUGAUAAUGAGGGAGGAUAGGGUGGUAGUGGUGGAGAAAAAAGACGGUUCCAGAAUAGUAGAUCAUGCUGAUGGCACCAGAAUAACCACUUUCUUCCAAGAAACUAUUGUGUCCAAUGACAGUGAAGAAACAGACACUAACCCUCACACCAUCACAAGGAAGGUGAAAUGUAUGCGUGUGGAAAAUCCAGACUUUGCCACAGUCAUAACAAACUGUGAGGACAGCACCUGUUGUGCCAUCUUUGCUGAUGGAACUUCAAUUAUAUCAAAGCCUCAAGGAACAUACCAAAUAUUGCCCAUGAACAAAGGUUGCCUCUUCAUCGAUGAAAAUUGUUCUGCAGUUUACUCUCCAGAGGCAUUUGAAAAAAGUGGAUGUGAACUUAUAUCCAGUUUUGAGGACCAGCAAGCAGGGAAAUAUAUUAUGAAACACAACUGCACUGUUGCCUGUGAGGUUAUGGAUCCAGAAGGAAACAUUUUCAAGGUCAUGGCUGAUGGCAGCACAUCUGAAUUCAUUGCUAAUAUUGAUUCUGAUGAAAAGGAAUUGGAACCCACAAAAAUUCAGAUUCCAAUCAUAUAUGGGGAACAUGCACCCAGAUUCUUCAUUGUCUAUGCUGAUGGCUCAGGGACUGAACUCCUCCGUACCAGGGAUGCAGACGAAUACCUGGCAAUGGCAUAUGGUGAUCCGGUUACAGCAGUUCUACAAGAGCCAAUACAAGAGUGCCCAGGAGUCCUAAGCAUGACCAUCGUCUGCCCUUUGACUGAAACGUCUCGAUGGGUAAUGAAGAGAGACUCAUCCACUAUCGUUCCUUAUAAUCUCCAAUCAAGGGCCUGGGAAAAAUUUCCUCCAGUUGAGAGGAAGACUCCAGGCCCUCCAUUUGGAAUGCAUGCUUGGAAAGGCCUGUGCAUAGAAUUCAAGGAGUUAGCAGGUUCUCCUGCACCUAUACAGAAAUGUCCAAAUGUGCUCCAAAUGCGUCGAUUGAUCCAGUAUGAGCCAGUCACUGAUGAGUUGAGAAACAAAUUGCAGCUUUCUGUGAAGGAGUACAUUGAGAAAAUCAUGAAGCAAGAAGAUGAAAUGGAAGAGAUGACUAUUAAAGACCCACGAAUGGAAGAGGAGAAGGAAAAUGCUGCUGACCUUCUCAAGCUUGUUAUGUCUUUUCCUAUAGUUGAAGAUGGUCUCUGCAGUAGAGUUCAGAUUGCUGAAAUAUAUGAGCAGGCAGCAACUUCACAAUUACAGCAUCCAUCAGGGGAGACACUCUCAAAGAAAACCGAAGCAUAUUGGCAGAAGUUCCGGCACGAAGGGGCAGUGGAGGCAUCUCUCUGGCAGAUGAAGCUGGAACAGACCAGGCAGGAACUUGAGGAUGGAAAGAACUGUCUUAUGAAUAUAAGGAACAGAGUCAUCCCCCCAUAUUUCAAAUCAGAAUUUGGCAUGGAAUUUCUGCAAAAGGAGGUUCCUGAUGUUGAAAAUCUUUCAAAAAUGCUCCCUCCAUUUCCAAAGAAAGAACCGUUGUUGGAUACAAUUAUAGAAUCCACUGAAAGCAAAACGGCUGAAAGCAGUUUAGAAACUCAAGAACACUUGGCCAGAAGCUGCAAGCAUUCUGGAGAUUUGCUCCUUAAUUCAUCAGUUUAUUCUUCAGUCUGUGCUGAAAUCUUUCCCGAUUUCUCUGCAACAGAAGUAGUUGAGAAUAGACUGGAGAUGUUUUUCCAGCCAAAACUCCAGUCUCUUCUGGUAGACGCUGCAGGAUCCCCAAGGAAAGAGAAAGUGAAAUUGCCCUCGUCCAUCCAGAGAGUCAGGCCACAAUAUGUACCUAGACAAAAGGGUGAAGAUCCUGUUUCUGGCAAAGUUCAUACAUGCUCUGUUGCAGCAGCUUCACAACUGUCAGGCUUUCUUCUCAUUCCACCUAAGGUGUCAUUUGGAGUUCUCAAAGAGGGCUGCUCUUAUGCAGCUGCAGUGGCCUUGAAGAAUGUUGGAACUCAUUUCUGCAGGUUUCGGGUGAAACAACCACCACCCCGCACUGGAUUACGAGUGACCUACACCCCAGGCCCUAUAGCUGCUGGGCUGCAAACCGAGCUGGAAAUAGAGAUUUAUGCUAUGGCUAUUGGAGUGGAAGGCGAUGAGGGCUCGGGUGAAGUUUUCCAUCAGAUUGAAAUUUACACAGAAACAGAAACUCUCUUCCUACCUGUGGAAGCAACAGUCUUAACUCGUAACAUCUAUGAUUGCAGACCCCCCAACUACCCUCAAGGAAGAAAAGCCUCUGCCAUCCGGCUGGUUUCAACAAGUCCAAACUCUCAUUUUAGAGUUAUACUACCCCACAAGCUUCCUGGUUAAUAUUCCUUGUCUCACUCUCCUGGCAGAAUUUCGGCAUCAUCCUUAGUGAUCGAUCUGCCACAUUAUGCUGUGAUGGGAGUUUCAGUGCUGGAAGAAAGACUACAAUGAAGUUGUACACAGCCGUGUUAUCUUUUCUUUCUCUUUUUAUGCAGAACAGACCAUGGCUUGGAAUAGAUAACAUCAUGACAGUCCUACAGUGAUAUUGUCUAAAAGCAAAAUUAUCGUAUUUUUGAAGGAUAUAAAAAACACAUCAGUUUUUUAGUAGUGUUUACCCUCU
Rhineura floridana is the source of this 7155-nucleotide messenger RNA. RefSeq names its product sperm associated antigen 17 (gene SPAG17). The record is from RefSeq and is a predicted model, not a curated record. The coding region runs from base 123 to 6878 and encodes 2251 amino acids. The transcript has 49 exons. Gene Ontology annotation, cellular component: axonemal central apparatus. Gene Ontology annotation, biological process: epithelial cilium movement involved in extracellular fluid movement; axonemal central apparatus assembly. Lineage: Eukaryota; Metazoa; Chordata; Lepidosauria; Squamata; Rhineuridae.